Messenger RNA from Desarmillaria tabescens, 1214 nucleotides. RefSeq lists its product as uncharacterized. The record is from RefSeq and is a predicted model, not a curated record. The transcript has 5 exons. NCBI's taxonomy places the organism in Eukaryota, Fungi, Basidiomycota, Agaricomycetes, Agaricales, Physalacriaceae. The coding region runs from base 351 to 905 and encodes 184 amino acids.
CGCUGCUCUGCCGCACCAUUAUAUUCAAGGUGGACUACGUGAUUAGGCCAUCGUCCCUCCAGAAUUCAGGAUGUGAACCCUCCAUUAUAGCUAACAGAGGGAUAGAAUCGAUGCUUCGAAGUCUAUAUCACGGUCCAAAUUCACCUCCAGAUGGCACUCAUAUUUUUGUAGACUAUCUUGACGAUCCACAAGUCCACAUUCCCCGCUUCUGGAUUCCUUUACAUAUCACACGGCUGAUCAUUGUAUACCACUACCGAUGUUGGGUGCCUAUCAACUUCCGAACCGAGUUCCCCUUUCAUUGUCAAUGUGUCCGACCCAUCGUUGCCCGGCGAGUCAGCAAGCUCUGCAUCAUGGGAUCCACGGCCCCGAUAGUGCAGCGACUAAUAACCCCUCUCAUCGAAUGGAAGUUCCUCGCUUCCCUGAUUACAGAUAUACAACUCGAUAUUCCGGUUCCCUCCUUCACAUGGACAAUGUAUGAUUAUCCAGCGCAGGACACAGGGUCGGAUUUCUUGUCUCGUGUGGUGUUUGGCGAACGGGAGUCCUUGUCGUCUUUGAUUGGAAAGCCAUAUUCUUAUUCGCAUGGCCAUGCGCGGUAUAUUCCCAUGUUUGAACAAGUCAUUCCUCUGGGAUCUAUGGGAUAUAUCGAUCCAUUCACCAAAAAGUUUGUCGUAUUAAUUCAUAGCAUACCUUCUAUCCUCAAAAAGGGUGAGACCAGAAUAAUUACUGACUCAAAAUAUUCUCCUUCCCUGGCGUGGGAUCAUGAAUAUAUAAACAAGUCUGACGUCCUUCGGACGCUUGGAGUUUGGAUCAAGGGAAGAUCGUUCGUACCUUCUUAUCGUGAAUAUCUACUUGUACUUGACGGAAAACAGAGUAUAUUGCAUUCUGGCAUACAAUAUAAAAGAUAAGCUCUAUCUUGGGCUCGGGUAUGCUAUUUCCAAGGAACUUCGUAGGAAACCAAUUCGAGAAUUGGUUGUACGAGCACCGACACACGAUUAUGGAUGUGUUUGGAGACCGCCAUCCUUACAUCCGAAAGCACCUGGAGCUCGUUACAACCACGAUAAACUCUUCGCAAUAUGCCUGGUUCGUCCUUCUGAAACGCAUAGGUUAUAUCGAGCCUCUUGCCACUUUCUACUUUCAAGUUAACCCUCAGGCUUCGCGUAACCCUGGAAAGCCCUUGGGGGGCGAUCAAACCUUUUAGGGAUCAUACCGAUCCC